AUAUUGUAUUACGACCAGCGACGAGGCAGGGCGCUCACUUAUCUUCGUGCGUUUUCUGCUGGCCAUCGAGAGGGGCCACGUCACACUCACACCACCGAGUCGUCAGACUUAUCGUGGGUGAUAAGCAAAACCGGUGCUCAGUCCGUUGAUUGCGGCAUUAUCGCGCCCCCUUUUUUUUAUCUCAUCAUUACCAUCGUCACCAUCCCCACCCGAGGUAGCCCGAGGCCCCUAGGGCCCACCUGUUAGUGUACGGUCAGUGUACGGGCAUGUGUCACUGCUACCGUCGAAAGGUGUGCAAGCGUGUAAAUGGCAACCGAAGACCACGAAGAGAACCCGUUCGUGGAAGCGCUCCAAUCCGCCGCACUCAGCGAGCUGCUGCAGGACGAUGAGAAACGGUCGCUCGCCCAACAGUUCCAGGACAGUCUGCGCACCCUGUCCGACAUGUUUGCGAACCUGUCGGACGAGGAGAAGCGCCAGUUUGCGAAAGAUUUUAAGGGCAAGUUUGUGAGGUCACUGUCCCAGCUGAACGAAUUUUCCAAGCAGAAAAGGGUCGUACAAAGUACGCUCGCGAAUGGUGGUGAUGAGCGGGAAGCGGGCGGGCUAGACUCGUUGGCCAGCAAACUGCCCGGUGCGGGUAUACUCUGGACGGAACAGUUUGAACCGACCCCGUUCGGGUAUGGGAUGUUGGCAGGUUUGGUGGCGCUGGUCGUUGCAUUCUUCGGCUACAAGCUGUACCUAUCGCUCACGGAGAAGGAACGCAAGCGCGAGGAAAAGCUAAAGGCCAAGCAGGAAAAGGGCAAAAAGAAGAAAUGAUUCCCUGCCGCUAGCAGUAUCACACCCGGUACCGGCGGCACCGGCGAACGCUCGUCGCGUCGAACUCACAGCCGGCAGCAGCAGCAGCCGGAGUCGCCAGUACAGCACAAACAUUCCAGAGGAAAAAGACUUGGCAAGGCCUAGCGAAUCCAUACCAGCUAAUAAAUCCCCAUCGCGCUCGCUCUAACCGAGGCGUAAGACAGACAAAUAGAAAGAGAGAGAGAGAGAGAGAGAGUGAAAAUGUGAGGAAAACGUAGAACGCGCGCUAUAUUUAUCGACUACAACCAGAUAUGUAUAUUUACUCCGAUAUGUGGCUCUAGCAUCCUGGAAAAAACCCAGUCCGGAAUUCCACCCUGUAUCCUCUUCCUCUCGUACACCACGGUUCGUCGUGCAGUGCAGUAGUAGUAGCAGCAGCUAGCAGUGUGUUCAUCCUUCCUUACAAUACCCGAAGCCCAAAGGCGUAACACGUGGCAGGGUAGACAUGAUGAUUGUGUUGCCAAAUCCAGAUACAGACCAUUCCGUUCCGUUACCUAUUGUUGUUCCUCGACCCCCGCACAUCAAGUCAAUAACUGCAGUAGUAGUGGUGGUAGUAACGGCUUUCUUAUACCCUGUUAGAGUAAAACAGCGGCCCGGCGGAACAAUUACGAUAUUUCAAUUAGCAAAUCAGCCCAAUCAAUUCCCGACAGCGAGUAGGUACGACAGGAAGAAACAGCCACGUUUACAAGCUAACAAGCCGUUCAGAGAGAAGGGUUUAUUUUCUCGUUUAUGUGCAAGAUAACGUAUAUUUUAUAGAGCGGAAGACGAACGACGAUAAUCACUAUGUUUAUAUUGGAGGAAAUAUAAAUAAUGUUUCAAUCAAAGCUA
Molecule: messenger RNA, 1677 nt
Organism: Anopheles stephensi (Asian malaria mosquito)
Lineage: Eukaryota; Metazoa; Arthropoda; Insecta; Diptera; Culicidae
Exons: 2
Coding region: 307-813 (168 amino acids)
Source: RefSeq, a predicted model, not a curated record